This is a messenger RNA of Xyrichtys novacula (pearly razorfish), 37128 nucleotides long. The record is from the annotation of a GenBank genome assembly. NCBI's taxonomy places the organism in Eukaryota, Metazoa, Chordata, Actinopteri, Labriformes, Labridae.
AUGGGUACCAUGACCACAGAGGAUCUCCGCAUAGCACUCCAAAUAAAGGAGGCAGAGACCCGAAACAAACAGCUAGAGGUACAAGCAAAGGAGGCCGAGACCCGAAACAAACAGCUAGAGGUACAAGCCUUGCAUCUACGCUUAAGGGUUCUCGAGCUGGAAAAAGGAGCCUUUGUAGCCUCUACCCCAGUGCCUCCUGUUGACCGCAGCUCUGUUUCUGCUCCCGCUUUUGACAUAAGUAAGCACAUUGCUUUAGUCCCUCCGUUUCGUGAGUCCGAGGUGGACUCGUAUUUUAGCGCUUUCGAGCGGAUAGCUGCUGCCCUGAGUUGGCCUAAAGAGUUCUGGUCCCUUCUCCUCCAGUGUAAAUUAGUGGGGAAAGCUCAAGAAGUCUGUGCCAGUCUGUCUAUCGAGGAUAGUCUUGAUUAUAAAAUCUUGAAAAAGACUGUGUUGCAGGCCUACGAGCUGGUCCCUGAAGCCUAUCGGCAAAAAUUUAGAAAUAGUGAGAAAACUUCCAACCAGACCUAUGUUGAAUUUGUGCGUGACAAGAGCGUUCUGUUUGAUAAAUGGUGCCACGCGUGUAAUAUUAAAACUAUGGCGGAAAUGAGAGAGCUCAUUUUGCUCGAGGAAUUUAAAAAGUGUUUGCCGGAGCGAAUUGUCGUAUAUUUGAAUGAGCAAAAGGAGUCAUCGGUAACGAAAGCAGCUGUGCUCGCCGAUGAGUUCAUUUUGACUCAUAAAAGCGUUUUUUCUUUGCCAACCCCUCGUGUUUUACAUCCAAUGUCUGAGCGCAGAAACCGAUCGCCAAAGCUGAUGCGUAAAAGCACCUCACCAGCUGCGGGUGAGAGCCGCGAGUGUUUUUAUUGCCACGAGCCAGGCCAUUUGAUCGCUGCAUGUCCGACUCUUAGAAAAAAAGGACAACACAAAAACGGUAAACCUCCUGCAGGUGUGGGUUUCAUUAACACCGUGUCCCCGCCUGUAACACUCCCGGAGUCUUUACCUGAAGCCGAGGUAAAUGUGGAGGUUGACCCUCGUUUCAAACCGUUCGUUUCGCAAGGAUUUGUUUCUGUAACUGGCGAGGAAGCGGAUAAAGUACCGGUAACUAUUCUCCGAGAUACAGCCGCCUAUCAUUCAUUCAUUCUGGCUAGUGUUCUGCCACUCUCAAAUGAAACUUCAUGUUUCUCUGAUUUGUUAGUGUGGGGAAUUAAAAUGAGCGAACUUAACGCCCCACUUCACAUGAUUCACUUGCAUUCACCGCUCGCGUCGGGGCGUGUGAAAGUUGCCGUGCUCCCACGGUUUCCGAUUAGUGGCAUUUCGUUUAUUUUGGGUAACGAUCUGGCCGGAGGAAAUGUGUUUCCUCUGCCAGAGGUCGUUAACGAUCCCAUUUCGGUUGCGUCUGCCUGCUGCCCCACCUCUGUUUCUUCUGCUGUGUCUGUGCCAAAUGUGUUUCCUGUGUGCGCAGUUACGCGCGCACAGGCUCGUAAAUGGGGUAAAGCUGGGGAUUUAUGUAAUUCGUUUAUGGCUACGUUAGAUGAGGGUGAGCCCUCCUUUUCAGUGUCCCCCGCUACUGAGUGUGAAAAUGUAUCAAAUUGUGUCUCUGAGCCUGAUGUGUUUCCUGCUGACGCAGACUUGAGUUUAAACGUGACCCGAGAGAUGUUGAUAAAUGCUCAGAGAAAUGAUCCGUCUCUAAAUUUGUGUCUGUCCUCUGUUGUAGCCGCCGAGGACGACAGCCAGACUUGUGUGUUUUUCGUGGACAACGGUGUCUUGAUGAGACGGUGGAGUCCCGACUCCAGGGAGAUACCCGUUGUUAAUCAGGUGGUUGUGCCAACAGACUAUCAAGCGCAAAUUUUGAGUCUGGCACAUGACUCCAGCUUAGCUGGCCACCUCGGUGUUAAAAAGACAUAUCAUCGUGUGUUGCGCAAUUUCUUUUGGCCUGGGUUAAAAUCCAUGAUGCUCAAAUACUGCCUUGAGUCCUACAGAGAGUGGGAUGAGGGUCUCGUUCUUCUGUUAUUUGCCGUGCGUGAAACUCCUCAUAGAAAAUGUAAUAGCAGACGCUUUGUCGCGGUGUUCCUCAGAUCCGUAGAAAUUAAACAUUUAGGGGGAUGUUUAAUUCUUGGGUGUGGGGGUGUUAUGACUGGGGUCAUAAUUGGUUGAGUGUCUGCUGGGUGUGUGUGCUCUGUGUUUUCUCUGUGUCAAUCUUGUAUGCAAAUAGGUGUGUGCCACAGCAACGCGGUCAUUGGUGGGAUGGACUACGCCCUGUAUGGUGAUUGGCCGAGACCAGCUAUAUCAAGAACCAAGAUGGCAGCCGCCAUGUGCAGAGGCCAGGCGUUCCUCAUCCUCCUCCUCUCCCAUCCGGCCACCCUAUUUUGCAGCUUAAAGACUAUGGUGUAUUGUGUUCUGUUUUCCUUCAGUAGUAGGGGUGGACUGCCAGUUUUGUUAACAUUAUUUUCUCCUGUAUAUUUUAGUUAGGGAGGUAAGUCUUUGUCAUUUGUUUCCUUUGUUUUGGUUAGGUUAGCAUUACUCUACAGACAGGAUCGUUUUGGUUGUUGUUUUGGCCUUGGUCCACCCUGAAGUCUAGUCAUCCAGCCUUAGUUCCUUUGUCUAUCUUUUGUUAUUUCCUGAAUUAUGUAAAUAAAUCUGUGUUUUAAAAUUGAGCUGAAAUCUCGGUUGUUGUGGCUACUUGGGACUUGGGGAUGAUGAGGCCUUCUCAUGUUGUGCCCUAGGCACCCCUAGACUGGGGCGUAACAGUCUCCAUGUAAAUCAACUACAUGUUGCUCUUAAAGUAGCUACUUAUUAUCGCUUAUCUCUUCCUCAUGUCCAUCUCUAAGUACUGAUGUGUCAAACCACAACAAGAGCUUUAGAUCACAUUUGUUCCCUCUCUUCUGUCCAUGUUGGAGCCCUGCUCACGGUUUUGGAGCGCUCCCGAUGAAAAGACAGAAUUUGCAGUCAUUUUUUGUUAAUUCAUCUAAACAUCUAAGGGCCUCAGUAGUUCAAUCUUUUUAUUUGCAGCUCAUUCUGUUUUCUCUGCACCUGUUUCUAAAUUUCCAUAACAUCUGAAUCUGCAGCAUAUCUCCCAAAAGAAAUGGUUUAGGCCACUGUAGUGUGUUUACCCUAGUCAGGCACCUUGAAUCACGGCAUGGCCUGGUGUCUUCUACCCUUCAGGUGCAGCUCUUUUAUGCCUCUGCUCCCUCUUGCAGCUCUAUCUACCUGUAACAGUCCGUUUGGGAAAACAAAAACAAGCGUACACUCCACAGGUACACCCACACACUUGUAUUUAGUGUCACAGGGUUUUCAUUAUUUUUUUUCUGGAUACCUUAGUGUGACUCUUGGCUCCUGACCAGUGUUACCUACAGAGCAGUUCAUUUGAAGUACAGCAGGAAGUGAGAAUGAUAGCAUGACACAGGGGACGUCUGCCACAGCUACUGACUCUAUAUGUUCCCUGAUAGAAAAUAAAGAGAGAAAAAGGAGGGCAGAGGCACAGAGAGAACAAAGUCAGAAAGCAGAGAAGUCAGGCAGGAAAGAAAGGAGUGAGCUUUAAUUGAGCUUGACUUGUUUACCUUAUGAGUAUUGGAACUUUUAACUGGAUGGAAGCAGCCUUGUUCAUUUGUAUUGAGCCCGUCUGGCAUUGCAUUGUGGGCACCAACUAAAGACUAUGCCAAGAACCUGCUUAAACACGGUUUCUUUCUCUGAUUUGAUAAAAUACCAUGAAACGAUUACGUGACAUGUUAAGCACACAAUAUCACAUUACUGCUGUUGCAAUUGUUUUGGGGGAAAUGUUUUAUGUUUCAUCUGAGUAUAAUUUUUCACAUUUUUACAUUGAUUAGGAGUCUCAAAGGACUUUUUACUCUGGUUUCUUUUUUUCCCUUCUCUUCUACUCUGAAGUCUUUCUGCAUUAUCAGUGCAUUCAAAGUGCUUAUCUUUUUGUCCUUUUAUGACUCACAAGACAGCACAGCCUUACUUGUUAUUGCUAAAUUGAGACAGAGUGACGUUGACCACGCAGCCUUUGAGUGCAACAUUUCAUUUCCUUAUCAAACAAUUCACCGGACACUAUUAUAUGGCCCUACAAGCAGGAGUAGUAUACUUCAAAAGACAAGCGUUGACCAGACAGGAACUUUAAGACCAACUUUGAAGAAAAUCAUGCUUUUCUUGUUGUCUUUAUGUUCAUAUGGAAUUUUUCUGAUGCUACAGGACAUAUCAUGAGAAAACUAAGAGCAAAAUUGCAUUUCUGAGUAUUUCUGCAUUCAAAUUGUUGUGAACCUCUCAUCGACCCAAACAACAGGUUCAGACACAGUGAGAUUUCCUACAUCACAAGUCCAAGCUCCGUCCCCGGCACCCCCUCUGCAGGCCAGACCCCAAGAAGUAGAAAGGACAAAUGUGGAACCAGCAUAUGCUUUAGUGGUUUGCAAUGCUAAAUAUAAUAUUAGUUUUGAUCGUGCCCCCAAAGACAUUUGAGUCUGAGAGCUGAAUAGCUCCUAUAUUACUUGCCAUUUCUACUACACCAGCAAUGUUAGGCUGCAAGCUAGUAUAAAGAGAUAUGUGUAGAGCAGCGCUGUCCCUGCCCACGACUCAGAGGUGAAUUGCUAAUCAGCUACUAGAGCUCCGCAGAGGAAAAGCCCUUGAAAAUGACACAGGUAACGUGAUUUUGGCGGAAAAACUUCAUAAUCACAAUUUAUAGACCACUGAGAACACUAAAAAUAGUAAAACAAAUCAUCAACAACAACUAUUGGAGUGGGACUUGAAACAACCUAAACUCAAGACAGGAAGAUUAAAAAAUUAAAGCAGGACGAUUGUUCAAGGGCUUGUAAUGUUGAAUAGUCAUGGUUUGACCAAUAUGCCAAUACAAAAUGCAGCAAAAAGUAGGUUGCCAUGUUGUAGCAUUUUACCCAGAAGAUGGCGCCACAUUCAAGCUUUGUCAUAUGCUGCGUCCGAACUGCCCGCUCGGAUACUACAUGCUACUGCUACGUGCUACUGCUAGAUCCUACUCCUACAUACUAAAAACGUUGGCCCAAUUCGGACACACUAGACGAGCGGUGGGGAAAGACGACCCCCGCAGGCAGAGAGUAGGUACUGCGCCCGUGCAGACAGUGGUAACUGAAGCUCCUCAUCUGCGGGCCUGGCUGUAGUACUGCAGCUGUGCAGUUUAAUGAUGGAAUAAGUGAGCUUUACCUCCAUGAUGUCGCCACAUAUUUGCUCAUAAAAUGAUUACUUGGGCAAAUAUGACACCAUGACAUGACAAAGAGAUACAACCGCACAUUUUUUAGGACAGUGUGUGACGUUACAUGAAACUUACAUCUGUACUGCUGCGGUCCCGCCUGCUGCUGCUGCUGCUCCGACAUGGUGCGCGCUGCUGUGUCCAGCCGGCGUUCGCGACACUUUUAAAUAGGCAGAGCAGCUGGUGGCGCUAGCAUCACAUGCGCUUCUACAACUUUUAAGAGGACGAAGAAGAAGCCCGUGGUGCAUUUUGGGUCAGUAGCAUGCCCGUAGGAUGCACCGAGACCAACCUACAAUGUGGGCGUGUCUAGCAUCUGAAGUAGUAUCUGAAGUAGCAUGCUACUCGCUCCGGUGGCCAAUUCGGACAUGCUAGAUACUACUUCGACUACUACUUUGACUACUACUUGGCAAUUCGGACGCAGCUAUAGACAUGGGCUGUGACGUGAUCACCAGUGCAGCUGCAUUACUUUUGACAUUUGACAUUAAUGCAAGCUGAAUUUUACAAUUGUACAAUGGUGCAAUAAGUGCUACACAGCUGCUUGAAAACUGGUUGUAGACUUUGCUCAACAUAAUGAAAAAAGUGACAUGGGAAGACAAAUGCCAGCGUCAUUGAUUUGUUACUGCACUCAACGAAGCCAUCAUACAAAAACAUUAUGCAAUGAUUUGGUUGUGUUUUGAGUUGAAACAUUUUUUAACUAUUUUCCGUCUAUUCAAGUCACGGCUUCUUUCCUAGAUGAUUUGUUUUACUCUUUUGUAAAGUGACAAACAUAUUCCUCAAGUUAAUGGGAUGUUCUGCAACAAACUUUAAUUUACAGACAAUCAAAAAUCAAAUAGAGCAUUUGAGAACUGUGCCAAGAUAAAACAGCAUGUCUGAUAAACUUUUGUAAAGAUAAUUUAAGGGUAGACAUAUAUUAUCCGUAUAUUAGCUGACCUCUGGCUGUUUUUUGACAAGGACAAAUUUGUUAAGCAGAGAUGGAGAAAAUGGAAAAAAUAUGAGGCCGUUGCACGAUAGAGUCGAACAAAGAAAUAACAUUGCACAUGUAUUAACGGGGGGCUGUUAUGGGAAUUCUGGCUUAAUAUUAUUUCCCAACACACACACACACACACACACACACACACACACACACACACACACACACACACACACACACACACACACACACAUCUCCCAAUUCCUGAUACAUAAUUUCAGAAUCAAGGACAAUAACAACCUCCACCCCUUAGUGCACAUCAUGACUCUGCCUCGCUGGUUUGUUUGUCUGUGUGGAUGAAAUCCCACAAUGUCAGAGAAAAACUAGAAAAUAAGUUUUAGAGAGGUUAGUCAAAGGAAAAGGAGACUCAAGGUUGAUGGAGCACAAGAUCACCAACACAAUUACUCACUGUUCACACAACUGUGGGCUAAUUUGGUGAUGACCACGAUUGCAAAAUGCUUGUGGUCCUAUUUUAAUGAUGGUAAUGUUGUUUUGAUCCUAACUAAGGGUCGGCCUUACUAACAGAAACCUAUAAACAAUUAAUCACACUUUAAGUACCAGCCUGGGGUUAGGAGAGUUUUGAGAGUACCCAAAAAUAUCAUGAAACAAGAUAGUCUUUUUACACUGUUACGUUUGUAGCCAUGGUAACAUUUUUAAUGAGGCAAAGUAUCUUAUCAGUCACAGUUUUUCUUGUCAACGUAGACAGUCUAGAGCAGUGGUUCUCAACUGGUCUUACUCUGGAACCCACAUUUUCCCAUGGUCCUGAAGUGGCGACCCACUUUUAUAGAAUUCAGACCAAGCAAAUUUAUUUUUUAUUGAAAAAAAAACUUUAAAGACUCAAAUUUUUAACACAAAUACACUCAUUUUAUUGAGUAAAGUGCAUUUCAGAGCACAUGAAAUGAGGACCACAACUACUGAAGUUGCAUAUACAGUAAAUAUCGAAUAUCAAAUCAAUAUCAAACUGCACAAAAUAAGUUACUUUUCAAAAUAAAAGACAUGUCAAACAUUAGAUGCGCAUUACAUAUUUACUUUAUUGACCAGCUGUUUGCGAACCAUCCAGAACAUGUCCGCGACCCAGUUUUGGGUCAGAACCCACCAGUUAAGAACCACUGGUCUAGAGCUCAUCUUGGACUUCAGAAAUGAAGAUAAAGUUUUAGCUGUUAUAAAAAUAUGAUGACAAUAAGUAAUUCCUAAAAUACUGUAAUGAGUCAAAGAAGAGUGAUAGUAACAGUAAGUUCUGUUCUGUUCAGUCUGGGGUUAGAAGAAUGAGAGCAGGAGAAGAAACAGUCCCUUCUCAACCAGUGAAACAUCUGUCAGAGCUGCUUCACUUACAAUAAUGUGCAAAACUCUCUCUCUCUCUCUCUCUCUGUCUCUCUCUCUCUCUAUCUCUCAACAGAAUAGGAAGAGAUUCACAUGCACACAUGCAUACACAAUGCUUUGCUGCCAUGUAUGAUAAAUGUCUGUCCCUGCAGCCUCUGUGACCCACUUGAAAACGAUCCCUUCCACUGUGUCGACUGGCACUAACUCACCAAAACAUAUGUCCCCCACACACCCCCUCUUUAUGCAUCAUGGCUCUGAUUCACUGGAAGGAGGGUCCACUUGCUCCUUGCGUUUAGCAUCACCAGUUAUCAGGAUUUCUUUGAGGAUGAUCAUUUCGGUAUAUUUUCAAACAGGAUAAUUUGUUGCAAACAGUUUUGAAGCCUCUCCCUCUCCCCUGCUAAGCAUUCCUUUUUAAUAAGUUAAUAUCAGCUCAUGUAAAAUAAAAACGUAUAACCCAUUCAGCCAUUUUCAGUUGGUGGGGGUCCAAAACCCUGUGGCUCACUAAAUAGUCUUUGCAGUCAACUUUUCUGGGCUUCGCAAUCGGUGGAAAAAAAAAUACUUUGGUCAAAAGUGCUUUUUUAUUUGUUGCAGUAGUCUAAAUAUGAAUCUGACAGCCAAGAUGAAAUUUAGAGGCCACGCUAGAGCUCUCUGUCGGCUACACUCGCAUGUAGUCCAUUUAGAAAGACUCACAGAAAACUUACGUAUCAUCUCAUGUUUGACAGCAGAAGAUAAGAUUGUAUUUACAGCCAAUAAGUUCAGUCCAAAUUUGUUUACAUCCCUGCAUGUGAUCAAAGACUGCUGACAUACAAAUUGAUGCUACUAAGGCUGUCCAAACAACAAGGAAUCCCCAUUAGGUUUAAGGUUGGAGCUAGGGUUAGGGUUAGGUGUGGGGUUGGAGCUAGGGUUAGGGUUAGGGUUGGAGUUAGGGUUAGUGUUGGAGCUAGGGUUAGGGUUGGGCUUGGAGCUAGGAUUUUUCUGAGUGCAAUGAAGCAACUCCCGAGUCUCUAGGACGUUCCUAAAAAAAUUUGAUUUUUUCCCAUAGGAAUGCAUGGGUAAGAGUUAGGGUUAGGGUUGGAGCUAGGGUUAGGGUUGGAGUUAGGGUUAGUGUUGGAGCUAGGGUUAGGGUUGGGCUUGGAGCUAGGAUUUUUCUGAGUGCAAUGAACCAACUCCCGAGUCUCUAGGACGUUCCUAAAAAAAUUUGAAUUUUUUCCCAUAGGAAUGCAUGGGUUAGGGUUAGGGUUAGGGUUGGAGCUAGGGUUAGGGUUGGAGUUAGGGUUAGUGUUGGAGCUAGGGUUAGGGUUGGGCUUGGAGCUAGGAUUUUUCUGAGUGCAAUGAACCAACUCCCGAGUCUCUAGGACGUUCCUAAAAAAAUUUGAUUUUUUCCCAUAGGAAUGCAUGGGUAAGGGUUAGGGUUAGGGUUGGAGCUAGGGUUAGGGUUAGGGUUAGGGUUGGAGUUAGGGUUAGUGUUGGAGCUAGGGUUAGGGUUGGGCUUGGAGCUAGGAUUUUUCUGAGUGCAAUGAACCAACUCCCGAGUCUCUAGGACGUUCCUAAAAAAAUUUGAUUUUUUCCCAUAGGAAUGCAUGGGUUAGGGUUAGGGUUAGGGUUGGAGCUAGGGUUAGGGUUAGGGUUAGGGUUGGAGUUAGGGUUAGUGUUGGAGCUAGGGUUAGGGUUGGGCUUGGAGCUAGGAUUUUUCUGAGUGCAAUGAACCAACUCCCGAGUCUCUAGGACGUUCCUAAAAAAAUGAUUUUUUCCCAUAGGAAUGCAUGGGUAAGAGUUAGGGUUAGGGUUGGAGCUAGGGUUAGGGUUAGGGUUAGGGUUGGAGUUAGGGUUAGUGUUGGAGCUAGGGUUAGGGUUGGGCUUGGAGCUAGGAUUUUUCUGAGUGCAAUGAACAAACUCCCGAGUCUCUAGGACGUUCCUAAAAAAAUUUGAUUUUUUCCCAUAGGAAUGCAUGGGUUAGGGUUAGGGUUAGGGUUAGGGUUGGAGCUAGGGUUAGGGUUAGGGUUGGAGUUAGGGUUAGUGUUGGAGCUAGGGUUAGGGUUGGGCUUGGAGCUAGGAUUUUUCUGAGUGCAAUGAACCAACUCCCGAGUCUCUAGGACGUUCCUAAAAAAAUUUGAUUUUUUUCCCAUAGGAAUGCAUGGGUUAGGGUUAGGGUUAGGGUUGGAGCUAGGGUUAGGGUUAGGGUUAGGGUUGGAGUUAGGGUUAGUGUUGGAGCUAGGGUUAGGGUUGGGCUUGGAGCUAGGAUUUUUCUGAGUGCAAUGAACCAACUCCCGAGUCUCUAGGACGUUCCUAUAAAAAAAGAUUUUUUCCCAUAGGAAUGCAUGGGUUAGGGUUAGGGUUAGGGUUGGAGCUAGGGUUAGGGUUAGGGUUAGGGUUGGAGUUAGGGUUAGUGUUGGAGCUAGGGUUAGGGUUGGGCUUGGAGCUAGGAUUUUUCUGAGUGCAAUGAACCAACUCCCGAGUCUCUAGGACGUUCCUAAAAAAAUUAGAUUUUUUUCCCAUAGGAAUGCAUGGGUUAGGGUUAGGGUUAGAGUUUGAGCUAGGGUUAGGGUUAGGGUUAGGGUUGGAGUUAGGGUUAGUGUUGGAGCUAGGGUUAGGGUUGGGCUUGGAGCUAGGAUUUUUCUGAGUGCACUGAACCAACUCCCGAGUCUCUAGGACGUUCCUAAAAAAAUUUGAUUUUUUCCCAUAGGAAUGCAUGGGUUAGGGUUAGGGUUAGGGUUGGAGCUAGGGUUAGGGUUAGGGUUAGGGUUAGGGUUAGGGUUGGAGUUAGGGUUAGUGUUGGAGCUAGGGUUAGGGUUGAGCUUGGAGCUAGGAUUUUUCUGAGUGCAAUGAACCAACUCCCGAGUCCCUUGGACGUUCCUAAAAAAAUUUGAUUUUUUCCCAUAGGAAUGCAUGGGUUUAGGGUUAGGGUUAGGGUUGGAGCUAGGGUUAGGGUUAGGGUUAGGGUUGGAGUUAGGGUUAGUGUUGGAGCUAGGGUUAGGGUUGGGCUUGGAGCUAGGAUUUUUCUGAGUGCAAUGAACCAACUCCCGAGUCUCUAGGACGUUCCUAUAAAAAAAGAUUUUUUCCCAUAGGAAUGCAUGGGUUAGGGUUAGGGUUAGGGUUGGAGCUAGGGUUAGGGUUAGGGUUAGGGUUGGAGUUAGGGUUAGUGUUGGAGCUAGGGUUAGGGUUGGGCUUGGAGCUAGGAUUUUUCUGAGUGCAAUGAACCAACUCCCGAGUCUCUAGGACAUUCCUAAAAAAAUUUGAUUUUUUCCCAUAGGAAUGCAUGGGUUAGGGUUAGGGUUAGGGUUGGAGCUAGGGUUAGGGUUAGGGUUAGGGUUGGAGUUAGGGUUAGUGUUGGAGCUAGGGUUAGGGUUGGGCUUGGAGCUAGGAUUUUUCUGAGUGCAAUGAACCAACUCCCGAGUCUCUAGGACGUUCCUAAAAAAAUUUGAUUUUUUCCCAUAGGAAUGCAUGGGUUAGGGUUAGGGUUAGGGUUGGAGCUAGGGUUAGGGUUGGAGUUAGGGUUAGUGUUGGAGCUAGGGUUAGGGUUGGGCUUGGAGCUAGGAUUUUUCUGAGUGCAAUGAACCAACUCCCGAGUCUCUAGGACGUUCCUAAAAAAAUUUGAUUUUUUCCCAUAGGAAUGCAUGGGUUAGGGUUAGGGUUAGGGUUGGAGCUAGGGUUAGGGUUAGGGUUAGGGUUGGAGUUAGGGUUAGUGUUGGAGCUAGGGUUAGGGUUGGGCUUGGAGCUAGGAUUUUUCUGAGUGCAAUGAACCAACUCCCGAGUCUCUAGGACGUUCCUAAAAAAAUUUGAUUUUUUCCCAUAGGAAUGCAUGGGUUAGGGUUAGGGUUAGGGUUGGAGCUAGGGUUAGGGUUAGGGUUAGGUUUGGAGUUAGGGUUAGUGUUGGAGCUAGGGUUAGGGUUGGGCUUGGAGCUAGGAUUUUUCUGAGUGCAAUGAACCAACUCCCGAGUCUCUAGGACGUUCCUAAAAAAAUUUGAUUUUUUCCCAUAGGAAUGCAUGGGUUAGGGUUAGGGUUAGGGUUGGAGCUAGGGUUAGGGUUAGGGUUAGGGUUGGAGUUAGGGUUAGUGUUGGAGCUAGGGUUAGGGUUGGGCUUGGAGCUAGGAUUUUUCUGAGUGCAAUGAACCAACUCCCGAGUCUCUAGGAUGUUCCUAAAAAAAUUUGAUUUUUUCCCAUAGGAAUGCAUGGGUUAGGGUUAGGGUUAGGGUUGGAGCUAGGGUUAGGGUUAGGGUUAGGGUUGGAGUUAGGGUUAGUGUUGGAGCUAGGGUUAGGGUUGGGCUUGGAGCUAGGAUUUUCUGAGUGCAAUGAACCAACUCCCGAGUCUCUAGGACGUUCCUAUAAAAAAGAUUUUUUUCCCAUAGGAAUGCAUGGGUUAGGGUUAGGGUUAGGGUUGGAGCUAGGGUUAGGGUUAGGGUUAGGGUUGGAGUUAGGGUUAGUGUUGGAGCUAGGGUUAGGGUUGGGCUUGGAGCUAGGAUUUUUCUGAGUGCAAUGAACCAACUCCCGAGUCUCUAGGACGUUCCUAAAAAAAUUUGAUUUUUUCCCAUAGGAAUGCAUGGGUUAGGGUUAGGGUUAGGGUUAGGGUUGGAGCUAGGGUUAGGGUUGGAGUUAGGGUUAGUGUUGGAGCUAGGGUUAGGGUUGGGAUUGGAGCUAGGAUUUUUCUGAAUGCAAUGAACCAACUCCCGAGUCCCUUGGACGUUCCUAAAAAAAUUUGAUUUUUUCCCAUGGGAAUGCAUGGGUUAGGGUUAGGGUUAGGGUUGGAGCUAGGGUUAGGGUUAGGGUUAGGGUUGGAGUUAGGGUUAGUGUUGGAGCUAGGGUUAGGGUUGGGCUUGGAGCUAGGAUUUUUCUGAGUGCAAUGAACCAACUCCCGAGUCUCUAGGACGUUCCUAAAAAAAUUUGAUUUUUUCCCAUAGGAAUGCAUGGGUUAGGGUUAGGGUUAGGGUUGGAGCUAGGGUUAGGGUUAGGGUUAGGGUUGGAGUUAGGGUUAGUGUUGGAGCUAGGGUUAGGGUUGGGCUUGGAGCUAGGAUUUUUCUGAGUGCAAUGAACCAACUCCCGAGUCUCUAGGACGUUCCUAAAAAAAUUUGAUUUUUUCCCAUAGGAAUGCAUGGGUUAGGGUUAGGGUUAGUGUUGGAGCUAGGGUUAGGGUUAGGGUUAGGGUUGGAGUUAGGGUUAGUGUUGGAGCUAGGGUUAGGGUUGGGCUUGGAGCUAGGAUUUUUCUGAGUGCAAUGAACCAACUCCCGAGUCUCUAGGACGUUCCUAAAAAAAUGAUUUUUUCCCAUAAGAAUGCAUGGGUUAGGGUUAGGGUUAGUGUUGGAGCUAGGGUUAGGGUUAGGGUUAGGGUUGGAGUUAGGGUAAGUGUUGGAGCUAGGGUUAGGGUUGGGCUUGGAGCUAGGAUUUUUCUGAGUGCAAUGAACCAACUCCCGAGUCUCUAGGACGUUCCUUAAAAAAAAUGAUUUUUUCCCAUAGGAAUGCAUGGGUUAGGGUUAGGGUUAGGGUUGGAGCUAGGGUUAGGGUUAGGGUUAGGGUUGGAGUUAGGGUUAGUGUUGGAGCUAGGGUUAGGGUUGGGCUUGGAGCUAGGAUUUUUCUGAGUGCAAUGAAGCAACUCCCGAGUCUCUAGGACGUUCCUAAAAAAAUUUGAUUUUUUCACAUAGGAAUGCAUGGGUAAGAGUUAGGGUUAGGGUUGGAGCUAGGGUUAGGGUUGGAGUUAGGGUUAGUGUUGGAGCUAGGGUUAGGGUUGGGCUUGGAGCUAGGAUUUUUCUGAGUGCAAUGAACCAACUCCCGAGUCUCUAGGACGUUCCUAAAAAAAUUUGAUUUUUUUCCCAUAGGAAUGCAUGGGUUAGGGUUAGGGUAAGGGUUGGAGCUAGGGUUAGGGUUGGAGUUAGGGUUAGUGUUGGAGCUAGGGUUAGGGUUGGGCUUGGAGCUAGGAUUUUUCUGAGUGCAAUGAACCAACUCCCGAGUCUCUAGGACGUUCCUAAAAAAUUUGAUUUUUUCCCAUAGGAAUGCAUGGGUUAGGGUUAGGGUUAGGGUUGGAGCUAGGGUUAGGGUUAGGGUUAGGGUUGGAGUUAGGGUUAGUGUUGGAGCUAGGGUUAGGGUUGGGCUUGGAGCUAGGAUUUUUCUGAGUGCAAUGAACCAACUCCCGAGUCUCUAGGACGUUCCUAAAAAAAUUUGAUUUUUUUCCCAUAGGAAUGCAUGGGUUAGGGUUAGGGUUAGGGUUAGGGUUGGAGCUAGGGUUAGGGUUGGAGUUAGGGUUAGUGUUGGAGCUAGGGUUAGGGUUGGGAUUGGAGCUAGGAUUUUUCUGAAUGCAAUGAACCAACUCCCGAGUCCCUUGGACGUUCCUAAAAAAAUUUGAUUUUUUCCCAUAGGAAUGCAUGGGUUAGGGUUAGGGUUAGGGUUGGAGCUAGGGUUAGGGUUAGGGUUAGGGUUGGAGUUAGGGUUAGUGUUGGAGCUAGGGUUAGGGUUGGGCUUGGAGCUAGGAUUUUUCUGAGUGCAAUGAACCAACUCCCGAGUCUCUAGGACGUUCCUAAAAAAAUUUGAUUUUUUCCCAUAGGAAUGCAUGGGUUAGGGUUAGGGUUAGGGUUGGAGCUAGGGUUAGGGUUAGGGUUAGGGUUGGAGUUAGGGUUAGUGUUGGAGCUAGGGUUAGGGUUGGGCUUGGAGCUAGGAUUUUUCUGAGUGCAAUGAACCAACUCCCGAGUCUCUAGGACGUUCCUAAAAAAAUUUGAUUUUUUCCCAUAGGAAUGCAUGGGUUAGGGUUAGGGUUAGUGUUGGAGCUAGGGUUAGGGUUAGGGUUAGGGUUGGAGUUAGGGUUAGUGUUGGAGCUAGGGUUAGGGUUGGGCUUGGAGCUAGGAUUUUUCUGAGUGCAAUGAACCAACUCCCGAGUCUCUAGGACGUUCCUAAAAAAAAUGAUUUUUUCCCAUAAGAAUGCAUGGGUUAGGGUUAGGGUUAGUGUUGGAGCUAGGGUUAGGGUUAGGGUUAGGGUUGGAGUUAGGGUUAGUGUUGGAGCUAGGGUUAGGGUUGGGCUUGGAGCUAGGAUUUUUCUGAGUGCAAUGAACCAACUCCCGAGUCUCUAGGACGUUCCUUAAAAAAAUGAUUUUUUCCCAUAGGAAUGCAUGGGUUAGGGUUAGGGUUAGGGUUGGAGCUAGGGUUAGGGUUAGGGUUAGGGUUGGAGUUAGGGUUAGUGUUGGAGCUAGGGUUAGGGUUGGGCUUGGAGCUAGGAUUUUUCUGAGUGCAAUGAACCAACUCCCGAGUCUCUAGGACGUUCCUAAAAAAAUUUGAUUUUUUCCCAUAGGAAUGCAUGGGUUAGGGUUAGGGUUAGGGUUAGGGUUGGAGCUAGGGUUAGGGUUAGGUGUGGGGUUGGAGCUAGGGUUAGGGUUAGGGUUAGGGUUGGAGUUAGGGUUAGUGUUGGAGCUAGGGUUAGGGUUGGGCUUGGAGCUAGGAUUUUUCUGAGUGCAAUGAAGCAACUCCCGAGUCUCUGGGACGUUCCUAAAAAAAUUUGAUUUUUUCACAUAGGAAUGCAUGGGUAAGAGUUAGGGUUAGGGUUGGAGCUAGGGUUAGGGUUGGAGUUAGGGUUAGUGUUGGAGCUAGGGUUAGGGUUGGGCUUGGAGCUAGGAUUUUUCUGAGUGCAAUGAACCAACUCCCGAGUCUCUAGGACGUUCCUAAAAAAAUUUGAUUUUUUCCCAUAGGAAUGCAUGGGUUAGGGUUAGGGUAAGGGUUGGAGCUAGGGUUAGGGUUGGAGUUAGGGUUAGUGUUGGAGCUAGGGUUAGGGUUGGGCUUGGAGCUAGGAUUUUUCUGAGUGCAAUGAACCAACUCCCGAGUCUCUAGGACGUUCCUAAAAAAAUUGAUUUUUUCCCAUAGGAAUGCAUGGGUUAGGGUUAGGGUUAGGGUUGGAGCUAGGGUUAGGGUUAGGGUUAGGGUUGGAGUUAGGGUUAGUGUUGGAGCUAGGGUUAGGGUUGGGCUUGGAGCUAGGAUUUUUCUGAGUGCAAUGAACCAACUCCCGAGUCUCUAGGACGUUCCUAAAAAAAUUAGAUUUUUUCCCAUAGGAAUGCAUGGGUUAGGGUUAGGGUUAGGGUUGGAGCUAGGGUUAGGGUUAGGGUUAGGGUUGGAGUUAGGGUUAGUGUUGGAGCUAGGGUUAGGGUUGGGCUUGGAGCUAGGAUUUUUCUGAGUGCAAUGAACCAACUCCCGAGUCUCUAGGACGUUCCUAAAAAAAAAUGAUUUUUUCCCAUAGGAAUGCAUGGGUAAGAGUUAGGGUUAGGGUUGGAGCUAGGGUUAGGGUUAGGGUUAGGGUUGGAGUUAGGGUUAGUGUUGGAGCUAGGGUUAGGGUUGGGCUUGGAGCUAGGAUUUUUCUGAGUGCAAUGAACAAACUCCCGAGUCUCUAGGACGUUCCUAAAAAAAUUUGAUUUUUUCCCAUAGGAAUGCAUGGGUUAGGGUUAGGGUUAGGGUUAGGGUUGGAGCUAGGGUUAGGGUUAGGGUUGGAGUUAGGGUUAGUGUUGGAGCUAGGGUUAGGGUUGGGCUUGGAGCUAGGAUUUUUCUGAGUGCAAUGAACCAACUCCCGAGUCUCUAGGACGUUCCUUAAAAAAAAUUGAUUUUUUUCCCAUAGGAAUGCAUGGGUUAGGGUUAGGGUUAGGGUUGGCGCUAGGGUUAGGGUUAGGGUUAGGGUUGGAGUUAGGGUUAGUGUUGGAGCUAGGGUUAGGGUUGGGCUUGGAGCUAGGAUUUUUCUGAGUGCAAUGAACCAACUCCCGAGUCUCUAGGACGUUCCUAUAAAAAAAAGAUUUUUUCCCAUAGGAAUGCAUGGGUUAGGGUUAGGGUUAGGGUUGGAGCUAGGGUUAGGGUUAGGGUUAGGGUUGGAGUUAGGGUUAGUGUUGGAGCUAGGGUUAGGGUUGGGCUUGGAGCUAGGAUUUUUCUGAGUGCAAUGAACCAACUCCCGAGUCUCUAGGACGUUCCUAAAAAAAUUUGAUUUUUUCCCAUAGGAAUGCAUGGGUUAGGGUUAGGGUUAGGGUUGGAGCUAGGGUUAGGGUUGGAGUUAGGGUUAGUGUUGGAGCUAGGGUUAGGGUUGGGCUUGGAGCUAGGAUUUUUCUGAAUGCAAUGAACCAACUCCCGAGUCUCUAGGACGUUCCUAAAAAAAUUUGAUUUUUUCCCAUAGGAAUGCAUGGGUUAGGGUUAGGGUAAGGGUUGGAGCUAGGGUUAGGGUUAGGGUUAGGGUUGGAGUUAGGGUUAGUGUUGGAGCUAGGGUUAGGGUUGGGCUUGGAGCUAGGAUUUUUCUGAGUGCAAUGAACCAACUCCUGAGUCUUUAGGACGUUCCUAAAAAAAUUUGAUUUUUUCCCAUAGGAAUGCAUGGUUUAGGGUUAGGGUUAGGGUUGGAGCUAGGGUUAGGGUUAGGGUUAGGGUUGGAGUUAGGGUUAGUGUUGGAGCUAGGGUUAGGGUUGGGCUUGGAGCUAGGAUUUUUCUGAGUGCAAUGAACCAACUCCCGAGUCUCUAGGACGUUCCUAAAAAAAUUUGAUUUUUUCCCAUAGGAAUGCAUGGGUUAGGGUUAGGGUUAGGGUUGGAGCUAGGGUUAGGGUUAGGGUUAGGGUUGGAGUUAGGGUUAGUGUUGGAGCUAGGGUUAGGGUUGGGCUUGGAGCUAGGAUUUUUCUGAGUGCAAUGAACCAACUCCCGAGUCCCUUGGACGUUCCUAAAAAAAUUUGAUUUUUUCCCAUAGGAAUGCAUGGUUUAGGGUUAGGGUUAGGGUUGGAGCUAGGGUUAGGGUUAGGGUUAGGGUUGGAGUUAGGGUUAGUGUUGGAGCUAGGGUUAGGGUUGGGCUUGGAGCUAGGAUUUUUCUGAGUGCAAUGAACCAACUCCCGAGUCUCUAGGACGUUCCUUAAAAAAAAUUAGAUUUUUUCCCAUAGGAAUGCAUGGGUUAGGGUUAGGGUUAGGGUUUGCGCUAGGGUUAGGGUUAGGGUUAGGGUUGGAGUUAGGGUUAGUGUUGGAGCUAGGGUUAGGGUUGGGCUUGGAGCUAGGAUUUUUCUGAGUGCAAUGAACCAACUCCCGAGUCUCUAGGACGUUCCUUAAAAAAAUUAGAUUUUUUUCCCAUAGGAAUGCAUGGGUUAGGGUUAGGGUUAGGGUUUGCGCUAGGGUUAGGGUUAGGGUUAGGGUUGGAGUUAGGGUUAGUGUUGGAGCUAGGGUUAGGGUUGGGCUUGGAGCUAGGAUUUUUCUGAGUGCAAUGAACCAACUCCCGAGUCUCUAGGACGUUCCUAUAAAAAAAGAUUUUUUCCCAUAGGAAUGCAUGGGUUAGGGUUAGGGUUAGGGUUGGAGCUAGGGUUAGGGUUAGGGUUAGGGUUGGAGUUAGGGUUAGUGUUGGAGCUAGGGUUAGGGUUGGGCUUGGAGCUAGGAUUUUUCUGAGUGCAAUGAACCAACUCCCGAGUCUCUAGGACGUUCCUAAAAAAAUUUGAUUUUUUUCCCAUAGGAAUGCAUGGGUUAGGGUUAGGGUUAGGGUUAGGGUUGGAGCUAGGGUUAGGGUUGGAGUUAGGGUUAGUGUUGGAGCUAGGGUUAGGGUUGGGAUUGGAGCUAGGAUUUUUCUGAAUGCAAUGAACCAACUCCCGAGUCCCUUGGACGUUCCUAAAAAAAUUUGAUUUUUUCCCAUAGGAAUGCAUGGGUUAGGGUUAGGGUUAGGGUUGGAGCUAGGGUUAGGGUUAGGGUUAGGGUUGGAGUUAGGGUUAGUGUUGGAGCUAGGGUUAGGGUUGGGCUUGGAGCUAGGAUUUUUCUGAGUGCAAUGAACAAACUCCCGAGUCUCUAGGACGUUCCUAAAAAAAUUUGAUUUUUUCCCAUAGGAAUGCAUGGGUUAGGGUUAGGGUUAGGGUUAGGGUUGGAGCUAGGGUUAGGGUUAGGGUUGGAAUUAGGGUUAGUGUUGGAGCUAGGGUUAGGGUUGGGCUUGGAGCUAGGAUUUUUCUGAGUGCAAUGAACCAACUCCCGAGUCUCUAGGACGUUCCUAAAAAAAUUUGAUUUUUUCCCAUAGGAAUGCAUGGGUUAGGGUUAGGGUUAGGGUUGGAGCUAGGGUUAGGGUUAGGGUUAGGGUUGGAGUUAGGGUUAGUGUUGGAGCUAGGGUUAGGGUUGGGCUUGGAGCUAGGAUUUUUCUGAGUGCAAUGAACAAACUCCCGAGUCUCUAGGACGUUCCUAAAAAAAUUUGAUUUUUUCCCAUAGGAAUGCAUGGGUUAGGGUUAGGGUUAGGGUUGGAGCUAGGGUUAGGGUUAGGGUUAGGGUUGGAGUUAGGGUUAGUGUUGGAGCUAGGGUUAGGGUUGGGCUUGGAGCUAGGAUUUUUCUGAGUGCAAUGAACCAACUCCCGAGUCUCUAGGACGUUCCUAAAAAAAAUUGAUUUUUUCCCAUAGGAAUGCAUGGGUUAGGGUUAGGGUUAGGGUUGAAGCUAGGGUUAGGGUUGGAGUUAGGGUUAGUGUUGGAGCUAGGGUUAGGGUUGGGCUUGGAGCUAGGAUUUUUCUGAGUGCAAUGAACCAACUCCCGAGUCUCUAGGACGUUCCUAAAAAAAUUUGAUUUUUUCCCAUAGGAAUGCAUGGGUUAGGGUUAGGGUUAGGGUUGGAGCUAGGGUUAGGGUUAGGGUUAGGGUUGGAGUUAGGGUUAGUGUUGGAGCUAGGGUUAGGGUUGGGCUUGGAGCUAGGAUUUUUCUGAGUGCAAUGAACCAACUCCCGAGUCUCUAGGACGUUCCUAUAAAAAAAGAUUUUUUCCCAUAGGAAUGCAUGGGUUAGGGUUAGGGUUAGGGUUGGAGCUAGGGUUAGGGUUAGGGUUAGGGUUGGAGUUAGGGUUAGUGUUGGAGCUAGGGUUAGGGUUGGGCUUGGAGCUAGGAUUUUUCUGAGUGCAAUGAACCAACUCCCGAGUCUCUAGGACGUUCCUUAAAAAAUUUGAUUUUUUCCCAUAGGAAUGCAUGGGUUAGGGUUAGGGUUAGGGUUGGAGCUAGGGUUAGGGUUAGGGUUAGGGUUGGAGUUAGGGUUAGUGUUGGAGCUAGGGUUAGGGUUGGGCUUGGAGCUAGGAUUUUUCUGAGUGCAAUGAACAAACUCCCGAGUCUCUAGGACGUUCCUAAAAAAAUUUGAUUUUUUCCCAUAGGAAUGCAUGGGUUAGGGUUAGGGUUAGGGUUAGGGUUGGAGCUAGGGUUAGGGUUAGGGUUGGAAUUAGGGUUAGUGUUGGAGUUAGGGUUAGGGUUGGGCUUGGAGCUAGGAUUUUUCUGAGUGCAAUGAACCAACUCCCGAGUCUCUAGGACGUUCCUAUAAAAAAAGAUUUUUUCCCAUAGGAAUGCAUGGGUUAGGGUUAGGGUUAGGGUUGGAGCUAGGGUUAGGGUUAGGGUUAGGGUUGGAGUUAGGGUUAGUGUUGGAGCUAGGGUUAGGGUUGGGCUUGGAGCUAGGAUUUUUCUGAGUGCAAUGAACCAACUCCCGAGUCCCUUGGACGUUCCUAAAAAAAUUUGAUUUUUUCCCAUAGGAAUGCAUGGUUUAGGGUUAGGGUUAGGGUUGGAGCUAGGGUUAGGGUUAGGGUUAGGGUUGGAGUUAGGGUUAGUGUUGGAGCUAGGGUUAGGCUUGGGCUUGGAGCUAGGAUUUUUCUGAGUGCAAUGAACCAACUCCCGAGUCUCUAGGACGUUCCUUAAAAAAAAUUGAUUUUUUCCCAUAGGAAUGCAUGGGUUAGGGUUAGGGUUAGGGUUGGCGCUAGGGUUAGGGUUAGGGUUAGGGUUGGAGUUAGGGUUAGUGUUGGAGCUAGGGUUAGGGUUGGGCUUGGAGCUAGGAUUUUUCUGAGUGCAAUGAACCAACUCCCGAGUCUCUAGGACGUUCCUAAAAAAAAUGAUUUUUUCCCAUAGGAAUGCAUGGGUAAGAGUUAGGGUUAGGGUUGGAGCUAGGGUUAGGGUUAGGGUUAGGGUUGGAGUUAGGGUUAGUGUUGGAGCUAGGGUUAGGGUUGGGCUUGGAGCUAGGAUUUUUCUGAGUGCAAUGAACAAACUCCCGAGUCUCUAGGACGUUCCUAAAAAAAUUUGAUUUUUUCCCAUAGGAAUGCAUGGGUUAGGGUUAGGGUUAGGGUUAGGGUUGGAGCUAGGGUUAGGGUUAGGGUUGGAGUUAGGGUUAGUGUUGGAGCUAGGGUUAGGGUUGGGCUUGGAGCUAGGAUUUUUCUGAGUGCAAUGAACCAACUCCCGAGUCUCUAGGACGUUCCUUAAAAAAAAUUGAUUUUUUUCCCAUAGGAAUGCAUGGGUUAGGGUUAGGGUUAGGGUUGGCGCUAGGGUUAGGGUUAGGGUUAGGGUUGGAGUUAGGGUUAGUGUUGGAGCUAGGGUUAGGGUUGGGCUAGGAGCUAGGAUUUUUCUGAGUGCAAUGAACCAACUCCCGAGUCUCUAGGACGUUCCUAUAAAAAAAAGAUUUUUUCCCAUAGGAAUGCAUGGGUUAGGGUUAGGGUUAGGGUUGGAGCUAGGGUUAGGGUUAGGGUUAGGGUUGGAGUUAGGGUUAGUGUUGGAGCUAGGGUUAGGGUUGGGCUUGGAGCUAGGAUUUUUCUGAGUGCAAUGAACCAACUCCCGAGUCUCUAGGACGUUCCUAAAAAAAUUUGAUUUUUUCCCAUAGGAAUGCAUGGGUUAGGGUUAGGGUUAGGGUUGGAGCUAGGGUUAGGGUUGGAGUUAGGGUUAGUGUUGGAGCUAGGGUUAGGGUUGGGCUUGGAGCUAGGAUUUUUCUGAAUGCAAUGAACCAACUCCCGAGUCUCUAGGACGUUCCUAAAAAAAUUUGAUUUUUUCCCAUAGGAAUGCAUGGGUUAGGGUUAGGGUUAGGGUUGGAGCUAGGGUUAGGGUUAGGGUUAGGGUUGGAGUUAGGGUUAGUGUUGGAGCUAGGGUUAGGGUUGGGCUUGGAGCUAGGAUUUUUCUGAGUGCAAUGAACCAACUCCUGAGUCUCUAGGACGUUCCUAAAAAAAUUUGAUUUUUUCCCAUAGGAAUGCAUGGUUUAGGGUUAGGGUUAGGGUUGGAGCUAGGGUUAGGGUUAGGGUUAGGGUUGGAGUUAGGGUUAGUGUUGGAGCUAGGGUUAGGGUUGGGCUUGGAGCUAGGAUUUUUCUGAGUGCAAUGAACCAACUCCCGAGUCUCUAGGACGUUCCUAAAAAAAUUUGAUUUUUUCCCAUAGGAAUGCAUGGGUUAGGGUUAGGGUUAGGGUUGGAGCUAGGGUUAGGGUUAGGGUUAGGGUUGGAGUUAGGGUUAGUGUUGGAGCUAGGGUUAGGGUUGGGCUUGGAGCUAGGAUUUUUCUGAGUGCAAUGAACCAACUCCCGAGUCCCUUGGACGUUCCUAAAAAAAUUUGAUUUUUUCCCAUAGGAAUGCAUGGUUUAGGGUUAGGGUUAGGGUUGGAGCUAGGGUUAGGGUUAGGGUUAGGGUUGGAGUUAGGGUUAGUGUUGGAGCUAGGGUUAGGGUUGGGCUUGGAGCUAGGAUUUUUCUGAGUGCAAUGAACCAACUCCCGAGUCUCUAGGACGUUCCUUAAAAAAAAUUAGAUUUUUUCCCAUAGGAAUGCAUGGGUUAGGGUUAGGGUUAGGGUUUGCGCUAGGGUUAGGGUUAGGGUUAGGGUUGGAGUUAGGGUUAGUGUUGGAGCUAGGGUUAGGGUUGGGCUUGGAGCUAGGAUUUUUCUGAGUGCAAUGAACCAACUCCCGAGUCUCUAGGACGUUCCUAUAAAAAAAAGAUUUUUUCCCAUAGGAAUGCAUGGGUUAGGGUUAGGGUUAGGGUUGGAGCUAGGGUUAGGGUUAGGGUUAGGGUUGGAGUUAGGGUUAGUGUUGGAGCUAGGGUUAGGGUUGGGCUUGGAGCUAGGAUUUUUCUGAGUGCAAUGAACCAACUCCCGAGUCUCUAGGACGUUCCUAAAAAAAUUUGAUUUUUUUCCCAUAGGAAUGCAUGGGUUAGGGUUAGGGUUAGGGUUAGGGUUGGAGCUAGGGUUAGGGUUGGAGUUAGGGUUAGUGUUGGAGCUAGGGUUAGGGUUGGGAUUGGAGCUAGGAUUUUUCUGAAUGCAAUGAACCAACUCCCGAGUCCCUUGGACGUUCCUAAAAAAAUUUGAUUUUUUCCCAUAGGAAUGCAUGGGUUAGGGUUAGGGUUAGGGUUGGAGCUAGGGUUAGGGUUAGGGUUAGGGUUGGAGUUAGGGUUAGUGUUGGAGCUAGGGUUAGGGUUGGGCUUGGAGCUAGGAUUUUUCUGAGUGCAAUGAACAAACUCCCGAGUCUCUAGGACGUUCCUAAAAAAAUUUGAUUUUUUCCCAUAGGAAUGCAUGGGUUAGGGUUAGGGUUAGGGUUAGGGUUGGAGCUAGGGUUAGGGUUAGGGUUGGAAUUAGGGUUAGUGUUGGAGCUAGGGUUAGGGUUGGGCUUGGAGCUAGGAUUUUUCUGAGUGCAAUGAACCAACUCCCGAGUCUCUAGGACGUUCCUAAAAAAAUUUGAUUUUUUCCCAUAGGAAUGCAUGGGUUAGGGUUAGGGUUAGGGUUGGAGCUAGGGUUAGGGUUAGGGUUAGGGUUGGAGUUAGGGUUAGUGUUGGAGCUAGGGUUAGGGUUGGGCUUGGAGCUAGGAUUUUUCUGAGUGCAAUGAACAAACUCCCGAGUCUCUAGGACGUUCCUAAAAAAAUUUGAUUUUUUCCCAUAGGAAUGCAUGGGUUAGGGUUAGGGUUAGGGUUGGAGCUAGGGUUAGGGUUAGGGUUAGGGUUGGAGUUAGGGUUAGUGUUGGAGCUAGGGUUAGGGUUGGGCUUGGAGCUAGGAUUUUUCUGAGUGCAAUGAACCAACUCCCGAGUCUCUAGGACGUUCCUAAAAAAAAUUGAUUUUUUCCCAUAGGAAUGCAUGGGUUAGGGUUAGGGUUAGGGUUGAAGCUAGGGUUAGGGUUGGAGUUAGGGUUAGUGUUGGAGCUAGGGUUAGGGUUGGGCUUGGAGCUAGGAUUUUUCUGAGUGCAAUGAACCAACUCCCGAGUCUCUAGGACGUUCCUAAAAAAAUUUGAUUUUUUCCCAUAGGAAUGCAUGGGUUAGGGUUAGGGUUAGGGUUGGAGCUAGGGUUAGGGUUAGGGUUAGGGUUAGGGUUGGAGUUAGGGUUAGUGUUGGAGCUAGGGUUAGGGUUGGGCUUGGAGCUAGGAUUUUUCUGAGUGCAAUGAACCAACUCCCGAGUCUCUAGGACGUUCCUAUAAAAAAAAGAUUUUUUCCCAUAGGAAUGCAUGGGUUAGGGUUAGGGUUAGGGUUGGAGCUAGGGUUAGGGUUAGGGUUAGGGUUGGAGCUAGGGUUAGUGUUGGAGCUAGGGUUAGGGUUGGGCUUGGAGCUAGGAUUUUUCUGAGUGCAAUGAACCAACUCCCGAGUCUCUAGGACGUUCCUUAAAAAAUUUGAUUUUUUCCCAUAGGAAUGCAUGGGUUAGGGUUAGGGUUAGGGUUGGAGCUAGGGUUAGGGUUAGGGUUAGGGUUGGAGUUAGGGUUAGUGUUGGAGCUAGGGUUAGGGUUGGGCUUGGAGCUAGGAUUUUUCUGAGUGCAAUGAACAAACUCCCGAGUCUCCAGGACGUUCCUAAAAAAAUUUGAUUUUUUCCCAUAGGAAUGCAUGGGUUAGGGUUAGGGUUAGGGUUAGGGUUGGAGCUAGGGUUAGGGUUAGGGUUGGAAUUAGGGUUAGUGUUGGAGUUAGGGUUAGGGUUGGGCUUGGAGCUAGGAUUUUUCUGAGUGCAAUGAACAAACUCCCGAGUCUCUAGGACGUUCCUAAAAAAAAUUGAUUUUUUCCCAUAGGAAUGCAUGGGUUAGGGUUAGGGUUAGGGUUAGGGUUGGAGCUAGGGUUAGGGUUAGGGUUGGAAUUAGGGUUAGUGUUGGAGCUAGGGUUAGGGUUGGGCUUGGAGCUAGGAUUUUUCUGAGUGCAAUGAACCAACUCCCGAGUCUCUAGGACGUUCCUAAAAAAAUUUGAUUUUUUCCCAUAGGAAUGCAUGGGUUAGGGUUAGGGUUAGGGUUGGAGCUAGGGUUAGGGUUAGGGUUAGGGUUGGAGUUAGGGUUAGUGUUGGAGCUAGGGUUAGGGUUGGGCUUGGAGCUAGGAUUUUUCUGAGUGCAAUGAACCAACUCCCGAGUCUCUAGGACGUUCCUAAAAAAAUUGAUUUUUUCCCAUAGGAAUGCAUGGGUUAGGGUUAGGGUUAGGGUUGGAGCUAGGGUUAGGGUUAGGGUUAGGGUUGGAGUUAGGGUUAGUGUUGGAGCUAGGGUUAGGGUUGGGCUUGGAGCUAGGAUUUUUCUGAGUGCAAUGAACCAACUCCCGAGUCUCUAGGACGUUCCUAAAAAAAAUUGAUUUUUUCCCAUAGGAAUGCAUGGGUUAGGGUUAGGGUUAGGGUUGGAGCUAGGGUUAGGGUUAGGGUUAGGGUUGGAGUUAGGGUUAGUGUUGGAGCUAGGGUUAGGGUUGGGCUUGGAGCUAGGAUUUUUCUGAGUGCAAUGAACCAACUCCCGAGUCUCUAGGACGUUCCUAUAAAAAAAAGAUUUUUUCCCAUAGGAAUGCAUGGGUUAGGGUUAGGGUUAGGGUUGGAGCUAGGGUUAGGGUUAGGGUUAGGGUUGGAGUUAGGGUUAGUGUUGGAGCUAGGGUUAGGGUUGGGCUUGGAGCUAGGAUUUUUCUGAGUGCAAUGAACCAACUCCCGAGUCUCUAGGACGUUCCUUAAAAAAUUUGAUUUUUUCCCAUAGGAAUGCAUGGGUUAGGGUUAGGGUUAGGGUUGGAGCUAGGGUUAGGGUUAGGGUUAGGGUUGGAGUUAGGGUUAGUGUUGGAGCUAGGGUUAGGGUUGGGCUUGGAGCUAGGAUUUUUCUGAGUGCAAUGAACAAACUCCCGAGUCUCUAGGACGUUCCUAAAAAAAUUUGAUUUUUUCCCAUAGGAAUGCAUGGGUUAGGGUUAGGGUUAGGGUUGGAGCUAGGGUUAGGGUUAGGGUUAGGGUUGGAGUUAGGGUUAGUGUUGGAGCUAGGGUUAGGGUUGGGCUUGGAGCUAGGAUUUUUCUGAGUGCAAUGAACCAACUCCCGAGUCUCUAGGACGUUCCUAAAAAAAAUUGAUUUUUUCCCAUAGGAAUGCAUGGGUUAGGGUUAGGGUUAGGGUUGGCGCUAGGGUUAGGGUUAGGGUUAGGGUUGGAGUUAGGGUUAGUGUUGGAGCUAGGGUUAGGGUUGGGCUUGGAGCUAGGAUUUUUCUGAGUGCAAUGAACCAACUCCCGAGUCUCUAGGACGUUCCUAAAAAAAUUUGAUUUUUUCCCAUAGGAAUGCAUGGGCUAGGGUUAGGGUUAGGGUUGGAGCUAGGGUUAGGGUUAGGGUUAGGGUUGGAGUUAGGGUUAGUGUUGGAGCUAGGGUUAGGGUUGGGCUUGGAGCUAGGAUUUUUCUGAGUGCAAUGAACCAACUCCCGAGUCUCUAGGACGUUCCUAAAAAAAUUUGAUUUUUUUCCCAUAGGAAUGCAUGGGUUAGGGUUAGGGUUAGGGUUAGGGUUAGGGUUGGAGCUAGGGUUAGGGUUGGAGUUAGGGUUAGUGUUGGAGCUAGGGUUAGGGUUGGGCUUGGAGCUAGGAUUUUUCUGAAUGCAAUGAACCAACUCCCGAGUCUCUAGGACGUUCCUAAAAAAGUUAGAUUUUUUCCCAUAGGAAUGCAUGGGUUAGGGUUAGGGUUAGGGUUGGAGCUAGGGUUAGGGUUAGGGUUAGGGUUGGAGUUAGGGUUAGUGUUGGAGCUAGGGUUAGGGUUGGGCUUGGAGCUAGGAUUUUUCUGAGUGCAAUGAACCAACUCCCGAGUCUCUAGGACGUUCCUUAAAAAAUUUGAUUUUUUCCCAUAGGAAUGCAUGGGUUAGGGUUAGGGUUAGGGUUGGAGCUAGGGUUAGGGUUAGGGUUAGGGUUGGAGUUAGGGUUAGUGUUGGAGCUAGGGUUAGGGUUGGGCUUGGAGCUAGGAUUUUUCUGAGUGCAAUGAACAAACUCCCGAGUCUCCAGGACGUUCCUAAAAAAAUUUGAUUUUUUCCCAUAGGAAUGCAUGGGUUAGGGUUAGGGUUAGGGUUAGGGUUGGAGCUAGGGUUAGGGUUAGGGUUGGAAUUAGGGUUAGUGUUGGAGUUAGGGUUAGGGUUGGGCUUGGAGCUAGGAUUUUUCUGAGUGCAAUGAACAAACUCCCGAGUCUCUAGGACGUUCCUAAAAAAAUUGAUUUUUUCCCAUAGGAAUGCAUGGGUUAGGGUUAGGGUUAGGGUUAGGGUUGGAGCUAGGGUUAGGGUUAGGGUUGGAAUUAGGGUUAGUGUUGGAGCUAGGGUUAGGGUUGGGCUUGGAGCUAGGAUUUUUCUGAGUGCAAUGAACCAACUCCCGAGUCUCUAGGACGUUCCUAAAAAAAUUUGAUUUUUUCCCAUAGGAAUGCAUGGGUUAGGGUUAGGGUUAGGGUUGGAGCUAGGGUUAGGGUUAGGGUUAGGGUUGGAGUUAGGGUUAGUGUUGGAGCUAGGGUUAGGGUUGGGCUUGGAGCUAGGAUUUUUCUGAGUGCAAUGAACCAACUCCCGAGUCUCUAGGACGUUCCUAAAAAAAAUUGAUUUUUUCCCAUAGGAAUGCAUGGGUUAGGGUUAGGGUUAGGGUUGGAGCUAGGGUUAGGGUUAGGGUUAGGGUUGGAGUUAGGGUUAGUGUUGGAGCUAGGGUUAGGGUUGGGCUUGGAGCUAGGAUUUUUCUGAGUGCAAUGAACCAACUCCCGAGUCUCUAGGACGUUCCUAAAAAAAUUGAUUUUUUCCCAUAGGAAUGCAUGGGUUAGGGUUAGGGUUAGGGUUGGAGCUAGGGUUAGGGUUAGGGUUAGGGUUGGAGUUAGGGUUAGUGUUGGAGCUAGGGUUAGGGUUGGGCUUGGAGCUAGGAUUUUUCUGAGUGCAAUGAACCAACUCCCGAGUCUCUAGGACGUUCCUAUAAAAAGAUUUUUUCCCAUAGGAAUGCAUGGGUUAGGGUUAGGGUUAGGGUUGGAGCUAGGGUUAGGGUUAGGGUUAGGGUUGGAGUUAGGGUUAGUGUUGGAGCUAGGGUUAGGGUUGGGCUUGGAGCUAGGAUUUUUCUGAGUGCAAUGAACCAACUCCCGAGUCUCUAGGACGUUCCUUAAAAAAUUUGAUUUUUUCCCAUAGGAAUGCAUGGGUUAGGGUUAGGGUUAGGGUUGGAGCUAGGGUUAGGGUUAGGGUUAGGGUUGGAGUUAGGGUUAGUGUUGGAGCUAGGGUUAGGGUUGGGCUUGGAGCUAGGAUUUUUCUGAGUGCAAUGAACAAACUCCCGAGUCUCUAGGACGUUCCUAAAAAAAUUUGAUUUUUUCCCAUAGGAAUGCAUGGGUUAGGGUUAGGGUUAGGGUUGGAGCUAGGGUUAGGGUUAGGGUUAGGGUUGGAGUUAGGGUUAGUGUUGGAGCUAGGGUUAGGGUUGGGCUUGGAGCUAGGAUUUUUCUGAGUGCAAUGAACCAACUCCCGAGUCUCUAGGACGUUCCUAAAAAAAUUUGAUUUUUUCCCAUAGGAAUGCAUGGGUUAGGGUUAGGGUUAGUGUUGGAGCUAGGGUUAGGGUUAGGGUUAGGGUUGGAGUUAGGGUUAGUGUUGGAGCUAGGGUUAGGGUUGGGCUUGGAGCUAGGAUUUUUCUGAGUGCAAUGAACCAACUCCCGAGUCUCUAGGACGUUCCUAAAAAAAAUGAUUUUUUUCCCAUAGGAAUGCAUGGGUUAGGGUUAGGAUUAGUGUUGGAGCUAGGGUUAGGGUUAGGGUUAGGGUUGGAGUUAGGGUUAGUGUUGGAGCUAGGGUUAGGGUUGGGCUUGGAGCUAGGAUUUUUCUGAGUGCAAUGAACCAACUCCCGAGUCUCUAGGACGUUCCUAAAAAAAAUGAUUUUUUCCCAUAGGAAUGCAUGGGUUAGGGUUAGGGUUAGGGUUGGAGCUAGGGUUAGGGUUAGGGUUAGGGUUGGAGUUAGGGUUAGUGUUGGAGCUAGGGUUAGGGUUGGGCUUGGAGCUAGGAUUUUUCUGAGUGCAAUGAACCAACUCCCGAGUCUCUAGGACGUUCCUAAAAAAAUUUGAUUUUUUUCCCAUAGGAAUGCAUGGGUUAGGGUUAGGGUUAGGGUUAGGGUUGGAGCUAGGGUUAGGGUUGGAGUUAGGGUUAGUGUUGGAGCUAGGGUUAGGGUUGGGCUUGGAGCUAGGAUUUUUCUGAAUGCAAUGAACCAACUCCCGAGUCUCUAGGACGUUCCUAAAAAAAUUUGAUUUUUUCCCAUAGGAAUGCAUGGGUUAGGGUUAGGGUUAGGGUUGGAGCUAGGGUUAGGGUUAGGGUUAGGGUUGGAGUUAGGGUUAGUGUUGGAGCUAGGGUUAGGGUUGGGCUUGGAGCUAGGAUUUUUCUGAGUGCAAUGAACCAACUCCCGAGUCUCUAGGACGUUCCUAAAAAAAUUUGAUUUUUUCCCAUAGGAAUGCAUGGGUUAGGGUUAGGGUUAGGGUUGGAGCUAGGGUUAGGGUUAGGGUUAGGGUUGGAGUUAGGGUUAGUGUUGGAGCUAGGGUUAGGGUUGGGCUUGGAGCUAGGAUUUUUCUGAGUGCAAUGAACCAACUCCCGAGUCCCUUGGACGUCUUAAAAAAAUUUGAUUUUUUCCCAUAGGAAUGCAUGGGUUAGGGUUAGGGUUAGGGUUGGAGCUAGGGUUAGGGUUAGGGUUAGGGUUGGAGUUAGGGUUAGUGUUGGAGCUAGGGUUAGGGUUGGGCUUGGAGCUAGGAUUUUUCUGAGUGCAAUGAACCAACUCCCGAGUCUCUAGGACGUUCCUAAAAAAAAAUUGAUUUUUUCCCAUAGGAAUGCAUGGGUUAGGGUUAGGGUUAGGGUUGGCGCUAGGGUUAGGGUUAGGGUUAGGGUUGGAGUUAGGGUUAGUGUUGGAGCUAGGGUUAGGGUUGGGCUUGGAGCUAGGAUUUUUCUGAGUGCAAUGAACCAACUCCCGAGUCUCUAGGACGUUCCUAAAAAAAUUUGAUUUUUUCCCAUAGGAAUGCAUGGGCUAGGGUUAGGGUUAGGGUUGGAGCUAGGGUUAGGGUUAGGGUUAGGGUUGGAGUUAGGGUUAGUGUUGGAGCUAGGGUUAGGGUUGGGCUUGGAGCUAGGAUUUUUCUGAGUGCAAUGAACCAACUCCCGAGUCUCUAGGACGUUCCUAAAAAAAUUUGAUUUUUUUCCCAUAGGAAUGCAUGGGUUAGGGUUAGGGUUAGGGUUAGGGUUAGGGUUGGAGCUAGGGUUAGGGUUGGAGUUAGGGUUAGUGUUGGAGCUAGGGUUAGGGUUGGGCUUGGAGCUAGGAUUUUUCUGAAUGCAAUGAACCAACUCCCGAGUCUCUAGGACGUUCCUAAAAAAGUUAGAUUUUUUCCCAUAGGAAUGCAUGGGUUAGGGUUAGGGUUAGGGUUGGAGCUAGGGUUAGGGUUAGGGUUAGGGUUGGAGUUAGGGUUAGUGUUGGAGCUAGGGUUAGGGUUGGGCUUGGAGCUAGGAUUUUUCUGAGUGCAAUGAACCAACUCCCGAGUCUCUAGGACGUUCCUAAAAAAAUUUGAUUUUUUCCCAUAGGAAUGCAUGGGUUAGGGUUAGGGUUAGUGUUGGAGCUAGGGUUAGGGUUAGGGUUAGGGUUGGAGUUAGGGUUAGUGUUGGAGCUAGGGUUAGGGUUGGGCUUGGAGCUAGGAUUUUUCUGAGUGCAAUGAACCAACUCCCGAGUCUCUAGGACGUUCCUAAAAAAAAUGAUUUUUUCCCAUAGGAAUGCAUGGGUUAGGGUUAGGGUUAGGGUUGGAGCUAGGGUUAGGGUUAGGGUUAGGGUUGGAGUUAGGGUUAGUGUUGGAGCUAGGGUUAGGGUUGGGCUUGGAGCUAGGAUUUUUCUGAAUGCAAUGAACCAACUCCCGAGUCUCUAGGACGUUCCUAAAAAAAUUAGAUUUUUUCCCAUAGGAAUGCAUGGGUUAGGGUUAGGGUUAGGGUUGGAGCUAGGGUUAGGGUUAGGGUUAGGGUUGGAGUUAGGGUUAGUGUUGGAGCUAGGGUUAGGGUUGGGCUUGGAGCUAGGAUUUUUCUGAGUGCAAUGAACCAACUCCCGAGUCUCUAGGACGUUCCUAAAAAAAUUUGAUUUUUUCCCAUAGGAAUGCAUGGGUUAGGGUUAGGGUUAGGGUUGGAGCUAGGGUUAGGGUUAGGGUUAGGGUUGGAGUUAGGGUUAGUGUUGGAGCUAGGGUUAGGGUUGGGCUUGGAGCUAGGAUUUUUCUGAGUGCAAUGAACCAACUCCCGAGUCCCUUGGACGUCUUAAAAAAAUUUGAUUUUUUCCCAUAGGAAUGCAUGGGUUAGGGUUAGGGUUAGGGUUGGAGCUAGGGUUAGGGUUAGGGUUAGGGUUGGAGUUAGGGUUAGUGUUGGAGCUAGGGUUAGGGUUGGGCUUGGAGCUAGGAUUUUUCUGAGUGCAAUGAACCAACUCCCGAGUCUCUAGGACGUUCCUAAAAAAAUUUGAUUUUUUCCCAUAGGAAUGCAUGGGUUAGGGUUAGGGUUAGGGUUGGAGCUAGGGUUAGGGUUAGGGUUAGGGUUGGAGUUAGGGUUAGUGUUGGAGCUAGGGUUAGGGUUGGGCUUGGAGCUAGGAUUUUUCUGAGUGCAAUGAACCAACUCCCGAGUCUCUAGGACGUUCCUAAAAAAAUUUGAUUUUUUCCCAUAGGAAUGCAUGGGUUAGGGUUAGGGUUAGGGUUGGAGCUAGGGUUAGGGUUAGGGUUAGGGUUGGAGUUAGGGUUAGGGUUGGAGCUAGGGUUAGGGUUGGGCUUGGAGCUAGGAUUUUUCUGAGUGCAAUGAACCAACUCCCGAGUCUCUAGGACGUUCCUAAAAAAAUUUGAUUUUUUCCCAUAGGAAUGCAUGGGUUAGGGUUAGGGUUAGGGUUGGAGCUAGGGUUAGGGUUAGGGUUAGGGUUGGAGUUAGGGUUAGUGUUGGAGCUAGGGUUAGGGUUGGGCUUGGAGCUAGGAUUUUUCUGAGUGCAAUGAACCAACUCCCGAGUCUCUAGGACGUUCCUAAAAAAAUUUGAUUUUUUCCCAUAGGAAUGCAUGGGUUAGGGUUAGGGUUAGGGUUGGAGCUAGGGUUAGGGUUAGGGUUAGGGUUGGAGUUAGGGUUAGUGUUGGAGCUAGGGUUAGGGUUGGGCUUGGAGCUAGGAUUUUUCUGAGUGCAAUGAACCAACUCCCGAGUCCCUAGGACGUUCCUAAAAAAAUUUGAUUUUUUCCCAUAGGAAUGCAUGGUUUAGGGUUAGGGUUAGGGUUGGAGCUAGGGUUAGGGUUAGGGUUAGGGUUGGAGUUAGGGUUAGUGUUGGAGCUAGGGUUAGGGUUGGGCUUGGAGCUAGGAUUUUUCUGAGUGCAAUGAACCAACUCCCGAGUCUCUAGGACGUUCCUUAAAAAAAAUUGAUUUUUUCCCAUAGGAAUGCAUGGGUUAGGGUUAGGGUUAGGGUUGGCGCUAGGGUUAGGGUUAGGGUUAGGGUUGGAAUUAGGGUUAGUGUUGGAGCUAGGGUUAGGGUUGGGCUUGGAGCUAGGAUUUUUCUGAGUGCAAUGAACCAACUCCCGAGUCUCUAGGACGUUCCUAAAAAAAUUUUAAUUUUUCCCAUAGGAAUGCAUGGGUUAGGGUUAGGGUUAGGGUUGGAGCUAGGGUUAGGGUAAGGGUUAGGGUUGGAGUUAGGGUUAGGGUUGGGCUUGGAGCUAGGAUUUUUCUGAGUGCAAUGAACCAACUCCCGAGUCUCUAGGACGUUCCUAAAAAAAAUUGAUUUUUUCCCAUAGGAAUGCAUGGGUUAGGGUUAGGGUUAGGGUUGGAGCUAGGGUUAGGGUUAGGGUUAGGGUUGGAGUUAGGGUUAGUGUUGGAGCUAGGGUUAGGGUUGGGCUUGGAGCUAGGAUUUUUCUGAGUGCAAUGAACCAACUCCCGAGUCUCUAGGACGUUCCUAAAAAAAUUUGAUUUUUUCCCAUAGGAAUGCAUGGGUUAGGGUUAGGGUUAGGGUUGGAGCUAGGGUUAGGGUUAGGGUUAGGGUUGGAGUUAGGGUAAGUGUUGGAGCUAGGGUUAGGGUUGGAGCUAGGGUUAGGGUUAGGGUUAGGGUUAGAGCUAGGGUUAGGGUUAGGGUUGGGGCUAGGGUUAGGGUUAGGGUUAAUGUUAGCUUAGCACUUAGCAUGUUCAUAGCUCAGUGCAAAGACUGGUUUUGGUGUAUGUAGCUUCUUUAAUUACACUGUGCAGGAUGUAUUUGAUGAAAAUGCAUCUACUGAAAUGAUAUAGAACGUAGGAGAUGGAAAGUUAGGGGCACAGCUGAGCUGACAGACGGGUGGGUGCAGUAUGACUUUCAUCAGGAGGCUGAAAUCCCACCUCAGCUCCAGCUCCUUGCCUGUCUCUGAGUUAGCAUUUGGCGCCCUUCAUCCAAACCUUCAAAAGGUCUUUUGUAAGACUAAGGGGUGAUGCCACAGAAACUACAUCCAUGUUUUUCACACUCUAUGGAUUUUAAGCCCUAAUUUAGAUGUCAUCUCUGCAAACUAUAGUCACAUUUUGAGUGGGUGACUGAUUUUAAUUUUUAGCUGAAGUUUUGAAGGUGUAAUUUUUCUUCCUCCCCUGUUGUUUAGCUUCUCCAUUAAAAAACAACAUAAAAACCUUGCCUCACAAUGACUCUGGAGGGUGUGUGUCCCUGCUUCCUUCCACUACAUUUUGACCCUCUAUGUUGUCUUCUGUGGGUUUUAUUUUUCUGUGGUUUUUAACUCACCAAGGUUUUGUUCUCCUCUUAAUACAAAUCUACCCAGCCUCUUUUGCUUAUUUGCUUAUUUUCCCUCCCACUUCUUUUUUUUUUCUACUUUUCCUUGUUACUUUAUUCUCUUUCCUCUUUUUUUCUCCCUCCACAUCCUCUGACUUCAAUUCCCUUUUUAAAAAGUUGCUCAGUGUCUCCCAGCCUUUCUUCCCACCUGGACCCAUCUGGAUCUUUUCCAUCAUUGUCGUUUUUCUCACCCCUCCUCUCUCCUCUGACUGUCUAAACCCUCAAACAUCACCUCCAUAUCACACUUCCUCCUCACCCUUUUCUGUCUCCUUAUUUUUAGCCCACUACCCUAUCUUUGCCAGAUCUCAUAUCACCAUCUCUUGCCACUUACCCUUCUCUUAGCCACAUUUUUUUCUCACAUUCUCCCCCUGCUCAUGCUCUACCAGUAAUUCAGUUUGUAUCCCGUUUUUUUGUCUUUCCACGCCCCUUCUCCCCAUCCAAAACCAGCCUGUCCCACAGUUUUUGCUCCAUACGGUUUUUAAGCAUGAAAGUGUGAGGAAAACUCAAGAAAUCUGCACACAUACCAAAAUACUUUGACCCAGCUGCAUAUUCUCAUUUUCUCUGUAUUAUUGUUUGAUCUCCCUUUGCUGCCUUAUUGCAUUCCUGCUGCUAAACUAAAUCCAAACCUUUCUCUUGUGAGCUUUAUCUACUGUUUGUUGCACUAACACUCGCAUUUUGUGCUCCUGUCUUUUAAAAUUUUCUCUCCUUGCUCUUUCUGUUUCAGUCAUCUAUGCCUGGCCUGUAGUGGGCAGAUGUAUAUUAUCAGAUAGAAGAAAACAUUUUGCUCUUUUUCCUCACAAAAUACAGAAAAAAAAGAAAAGAAAACAAGAAAACUCCCUGUCUUCUCUACAUUGCUAUUUAUUGGUUCUCGGUGCAUUUUGUACCCCCCUGUCAGUUUGCAGAAUCCAUUUGUUCCUCCUUUACUUGAAUCUCCAUUCAUCCUCCCUUGUAACCCUUUCUCACAGCGUUGCCUCAGCUGAGAAUAAAAUUGAAAAAUAAUCAAAAUCCUGUAAGGGUGAGGGUCAGGCUCAGACACAAAUACUCUCUCUCUCACACACACACAAAAACAUACCAACAAAAACUGUGAUGAGAAGAGCUCAGGCAAGUCCGGGUCCACUUAACAAGACAAUGCUGUCAUCUGCUGGAGAUUUUUGGAAACACAACACCUUCCAGAGGUAGUCGACCUGGAAAACAUGUCAGUAUGUCAUCACAGUGGCGUUAAUAAUGGGAAUAAUGAGGGCUUGGGCUGCCUCGGUUUUAAAGUUCUGUUAUAGUUCAUCCUGACACACUAUUAGAUACACUUUCUAAUGCAGAAACACUUCAAGACAAUGGAGUCAAAGAUGCUCUUUAAAGUGUUACAAACCCCUCUCUAUUAAAGGGAGUCUGUUUUGCUGACCCAUACUAUGAUAAUGUUAAGGUGUAACCAAAAUCUGGGGCUGUCCAGUUUACAAAAACCAACCACAAACUAUAAGUAACAAAAUUAAGUUAACGAAAGCUAUCUGGGGGUGGCACAGUGGUGUAGUGGUUAGCACUGUCGCCUCACAGUAAGAAGGUCCUGGGUUUGAAUCUGGGUCAGAGUGUUUCUGUGUGGAGUUUGCAUGUUCUCCCUGUGUCUGCUUGGGUUUGCUCCAGUUUCCUCCCACAUCCCAAAAACAUGUAGAAGUGGGGUUAGGUUAAUUGGCCACUUUCAAAUUGCCUGUAGGUGUGAAUGUGAGUGUGGAUGGUUGUUUGUUUCUGUAUGUCAGCCCUGCGAUGAACUGGCGACUUGUCCUGGGUGUCCCCUGCCCUCCCCCCGAAGAUGCUGGGAGAGGCUCCAGCCUUAAAUGAGAAGAAGCGGUAGAAAAUAGAUGGAUGGAUGGGCAGCUAUCUGCUAAUAAUGCUCAGCUAGCAGCAAGUCUUGGAUAUUUUCUGUUACAUGAAAGUAACACCCACAAGCUGCAUGUCACUUAAUACCUCUGGAAAAGCAGCCAAAACUACUUCAUGGAGUUGGCUUACAUGGUAAAAAUAAACAAGACGGGUUUUUUUUAGCUGCAAAUCAAAUUACUUUAAAUUGCCACUCAUGUUGGUGUUUGGUUCAGCAUAGAGGUAAAGGUUUAAAAGGUAAAGAAUGACCAUCUCAUUUAAAAAAAUAAAGAUGAUUUAUAAGGAAUUUAAGAUAGUUUUGGUUCGCAAUUGUACCUCUAUUUUAGUCUGUCUGACUCGUUUAGACAGCUUAUAAAAACUAAAAACUAAAAACUAAAAGGCUUCAAUGACUCAGAAGUUUUAUUGCAUGUUGAUGUAGGCCUAGUUGGUUUAAUGAAUCAUAGGUGGAGCUUGAAGCUGUUUCAUAUGGGUUUGAAAAGUUCUCACGGAGAAAGUUUCACCUUUCUGGUAAAGCUAAACCUCAUUUCCUUUAGAGGAAGCAGCAUGUUCUCAAAAAGACCCCAGAGGACAAGCAGACACUCUGAACCAACAUUCAUGACACAUUUAUGAGAACGUCCACAGAAAGUGUGUAUGCAUGUUUGCAGGUUAGGUAUUAAGUAACCUGCUACCUGCUCGGGACCAGACAAGGUAUGUCUCCAAUCAGCUGAAGGGUGAAACUGUUUAUUUGUUUUUCAUUGUAGAUGUUUAAGGUGGAAAUUGAGAACUGAGGUAUAAUCAAUAUUAAGCUUUUGUUAUUCAAUGGCUGGCAUCUCUUCCUUGUGUGUUUUUGUGCUUAAAUUUAGAAGCUGUUUGUCCUUUGUAGCUGCAGAGAUGAAGGGUCUUAUCCACAUUUUAGCUCCACUGUUGCUGCUUUUCUGGGUGCCACCCCUGUGCUCCAAGAAAGUGAGUUUAAUCUAACACAUCUACUUUUUAAACUUGACAAAUUGUGUCAUAAUCCUGAAUUUGCUACUGAUGUGCUUUUCCUUUUCCAUUAUGGCACACAAGGUGCUGAUAUUUAUUUUUUAUUCCUCCACCAUUGUCAGCUCUAAAACAAAGAUUAUUUUUCAUUUCAAUGCUGUGAUGAUCGGGUCAAUGAAUUUAAAGGCACAGUUUGUCAAAAUGGGAAAAGUUAGCAAUAUCUAGUUGUCAAACUCUGUGCUAAAAUGCUCCUUUGCUUACCCCUCUUGUUGGUGAAAAAAUCCACUAUAGGUUUAAUUAAAUCUGUAUAAUGGGAGUUAGGUGACAACGGCACAGAGGGAAAAGCACAAGAAUGGUACAGACAUGUUUUAAUCUGUCAAAAUCCAGACCAGACAACCAAAUAGUGAUUUUAAGUAUUUAUCGGUAGCAACUGUAUUUACAGAGAGUGGAUUUUUCUUCUCCUUCCCCACCAGAUCAGUUACAUCAUCAGCCAGCAAGAAAACGACCACGCCAUCCCUUUGGACAUGGUUAAAGACUCCGUGGAUGACAUGUACUCAGACUGCAAACCACAGAUGAUGCAAAAUGUCAAACACAAGUACUUCGACAGAGAGAAUAGAGGAGUAUUUCAAAAAGUCUGGAAAAAAGCAGAAACGUGUGCAAUGAAGAAAACAAAACAGAAGGACAAAGAAGAUGCAGCUCUGACCAAGGAUCAUUUGAAGGCGAUUUGUGUUUACACUUCUAGUCAUCCAAAAUUCUAUGAGCUGUUCAACGCUGCAGUCCGAACUAACAGAACAGAGUAUGUCACCACUUUCCCGUUUCACUCCAUGCAUUUCUGGCUCACGUCAGCGAUUCAGAUCCUCAACAACAAUAAAAAGUGCUUCACUGUUUACCGCAGAAGCAAUCUGAUGUUCACCGGCAAAGUCAAUCAAUUGAUUCGGUUUGGUUUCUUCACCUCCACCUCGAAGAGAACAGAUCUAUAUCAUUUUGGUGUCAAGACCUGUUUUGAAAUUCAGACCUGCCAUGGUGCCUAUCUGAAAAAAUAUCCGUGCUUGGGGGACAGAGAGGAAGAGGUGCUUAUCCCACCUUAUGAAAUGUUCAAGAUAGCAAAGAAAAAGUCAAGAAAGCUGACCAGAUGUAAAGUUAUAUAUGUCUUGGAGAGUAUAGGAUUUUACAGCAAUCUUAACUGCAAAGCUGCAAAAAUUGAUUAUUGA